Messenger RNA from Peromyscus eremicus (cactus mouse), 1677 nucleotides. RefSeq names its product solute carrier family 35 member B2 (gene Slc35b2). Lineage: Eukaryota; Metazoa; Chordata; Mammalia; Rodentia; Cricetidae. The transcript has 4 exons. Gene Ontology annotation, molecular function: 3'-phosphoadenosine 5'-phosphosulfate transmembrane transporter activity. The coding region runs from base 110 to 1405 and encodes 431 amino acids. Gene Ontology annotation, biological process: transmembrane transport. The record is from RefSeq and is a predicted model, not a curated record. Gene Ontology annotation, cellular component: Golgi membrane; endoplasmic reticulum membrane.
GGCUGGCUGGCUGGCUGGCUGCUGGAGCGGGCGGCGAAGGGAGCGGAGGGAGCGUGCGGCCCGGGGACUCGCAUUCCCCGGUCCCCCCUCCGCCCCACGCGGCUGGGCCAUGGACGCCAGAUGGUGGGCAGUGGUGGUGCUCGCCGCGCUCCCUUCUUUGGGAGCAGGUGGGGAGUCACCCGAAGCCCCUCCGCAGUCCUGGACACAGCUGUGGUUCUUCCGCUUUUUCUUGAACGCUGCUGGCUAUGCCAGCUUUAUGGUACCUGGCUACCUCCUGGUGCAAUAUUUAAGACGGAAGAACUACCUGGAGACAGGCAGGGGUCUCUGCUUUCCCCUGGUGAAAGCCUGUGUGUUUGGCAAUGAGCCCAAGGCCUCUGAUGAGAUUCCACUGGCUCCCCGGACAGAAGCAGCGGAUACUACGCCCUCUUGGCAGGUCCUGAAGCUGGUCUUCUGUGCCUCAGGGCUCCAGGUGUCCUAUCUGACUUGGGGUGUGCUGCAGGAGAGAGUGAUGACCGGCAGCUAUGGGGCCACAGCCACAUCACCAGGAGAGCAUUUCACCGACUCACAGUUCCUGGUGCUAAUGAACCGUGUGCUGGCACUGAUUGUGGCAGGUCUCUACUGUGUCCUGCGCAAGCAACCCCGCCAUGGUGCACCCAUGUACCGGUACUCUUUUGCCAGUCUGUCAAACGUGCUUAGCAGCUGGUGCCAAUAUGAAGCGCUUAAGUUCGUCAGCUUCCCUACCCAGGUGUUGGCCAAGGCCUCCAAGGUGAUUCCUGUCAUGAUGAUGGGAAAGCUGGUGUCCAGGCGAAGCUAUGAACACUGGGAAUACCUGACUGCAGGCCUCAUCUCCAUUGGGGUUAGCAUGUUUCUGCUGUCCAGCGGACCAGAACCCCGAAGCUCUCCAGCCACCACGCUCUCAGGCUUGGUCCUCCUGGCAGGCUACAUCGCUUUUGACAGCUUCACCUCAAACUGGCAGGAUGCCCUGUUUGCCUAUAAGAUGUCCUCAGUGCAGAUGAUGUUUGGGGUCAAUCUCUUCUCCUGUCUCUUCACAGUAGGCUCACUACUGGAGCAGGGCGCCCUACUGGAGGGAGCCCGCUUCAUGGGGCGGCACAGUGAGUUUGCACUCCAUGCCCUCCUCCUCUCCAUCUGCUCUGCCUUCGGUCAGCUCUUCAUCUUCUACACCAUUGGACAGUUCGGAGCUGCCGUCUUUACCAUCAUCAUGACACUCCGCCAGGCUAUCGCCAUCCUUCUCUCCUGCCUCCUCUAUGGCCACACUGUCACUGUGGUGGGGGGGCUGGGAGUGGCUGUGGUCUUCACUGCCCUCCUACUUAGAGUCUAUGCCCGGGGCCGGAAGCAGCGGGGAAAGAAGGCUGUGCCAACUGAGCCCCCGGUGCAGAAGGUAUGAGGAGUGGAGUGAAGGACCCUCACUUUUUCUGUAGCUUCUCAGAGGCUCUGGCUCAAGGGCAGAAUAUUUUCUCAAUAUCCAGCAGAGGAUUGGAACCCUGGAGGCAGCCUCUUGCCUUAAGAGCCCCACCUAUUUUCCUUGAAGUGGCAGUUAUGGGUCGGGAGUUACAGUGGUAAUCCAGAUGGAGCUCCUCUCCCAACCCGAGGUCUCGGUUUUAGCUGGCAGACCUGUGAACCAGCACCAGGCCUUUGCUUUUUUUCCCUUUCUAACAC